GUGUCAGAACGUACAUUUGCACACGUGUCCUCGAACACGCUAGAACACUGCUUUACUCACCAUUUAAAUGAUCAGCUGAGCUCUGAGUUCUACCACUCAUCGACUCAUCAACAGACUCGAGUUCCCAACCAUGUCUGUUUCAAAAACCUCAAAAUCAUCAAUUUCCUCGUACAAGAAAUUCGAGACCAGAUUCAGAGACCCAAAUCCCGACACCUCCGUUCUCCUCGUCAUCGACAUGCAAAACCACUUCUCCGCCAUCGCGGGCCCCAUCCUACCUUCUAUUACAACCACCAUCGACCUCUGCCGACGCGCCUCUAUCCCCGUCAUCUUCACGCGCCACUCCCACGACCCCGCCGCCCGGUCGCGGAACAUGCUCGCAGAGUGGUGGAUCGACGACCUCAUCUUCGACGGCACCCCCGAGGCGGAAAUCAUGCCGGAGGUGGGGCGGCGUGACGGGGAAACAGUGGUCGGAAAAGACACGUACAGCGCGUUUAGAGGCACGCGCUUGGAGGAGCGGCUGAGGGAGAUGGGCGUGGAGGAAGUUAUUAUUACCGGGGUUAUGACGAAUUUGUGUUGCGAGACGACGGCGCGUGAGGCUUUCGUGCGGGGGUUCAGGGUGUUUUUCUCGACGGACGCGACCGCGACGUCGUCGGAGGAGCUGCAUGAGGCUACUUUGAAGAACAUGGCGUACGGGUUCGCUUACUUGGUUGAUUGUAAGAGACUUUCAAAAUGUUUGUCUGUCUAAACAAUGUUUUUAAGCCCCGCUUCUGGACUUUUAAGUUAGAAACACUUAUUUAGUACCGUUUGUGUAAAAAGUCGAGAAGCACUUAUAAAAAGCUACGAUUCCUAGCUUUUGUUUCAUGACUUCUGCUUUUUUCCCAAACACUUUAAUCACUUAUAAGUCUUUACUAA
Molecule: messenger RNA, 912 nt
Organism: Daucus carota subsp. sativus
Lineage: Eukaryota; Viridiplantae; Streptophyta; Magnoliopsida; Apiales; Apiaceae
Product: nicotinamidase 2
Exons: 1
Coding region: 131-745 (204 amino acids)
Source: RefSeq, a predicted model, not a curated record